Messenger RNA from Chara braunii, 4541 nucleotides. The record is from the annotation of a GenBank genome assembly. NCBI's taxonomy places the organism in Eukaryota, Viridiplantae, Streptophyta, Charophyceae, Charales, Characeae.
UCGGAUUCCCCUUGUCCGCACCAGUUCUGAGUCGGCAGUUUGAUGCUUAGGGAGAGUCCCACGGCCCCACCCGAAAGGUGGGGACAUAAGACAUUCUACGCCCGUCGGCACACUGGCACGCGGGCUCCGCCCUCGCCGCGAGAGCAGCUCGGGCAGACCAAAUGCAGCCAACGACAUCGAGGCGCAGACCCCUAGGCCCAGCCCUCAGAGCCAAUCCUUUUCCCAAGGUUACGGAUCCAUAUUGCCGACUUCACUUACCUACAUUCUUCCUUUGACCAGAGGUUGCUCACCUAGGAGACCUGAUGCGGUUAUGAGUACGCACAGGCGUGAGAGGUACCCGCAGCUCCUGAUUUUCAAGGGCCAUCGGGGGCGCGCUGGACACCACAGGACGCGMGGUGCUUUGCCGGGCGCUGCACCCUAUCUCGGGUUGAUCCGAUACCAGGGUGGGCGAGCCGUCAAGAAGGAAAGAGAACCGUCCCCACGGCCCCCACCGGCAUCUUCGGAGCUGCUUACGUUACCCUCCAGCUAUCCUGAGGGAAACUUCGGAGGGAACCAGCUACUAGACGGUUCGAUUAGUCUUUCGCCCCUAUACCCAAGUCCGACGAACGAUUUGCACGAAACGCGCCGGGAGAUCAACAGGAGAGAGGCUAGAUUGCGAGAUGAUCGGGCCCGGCCGGUGGAUGGGAGGAAAGACCUGGAAGGGUGGAUCAGAUUUGAACAAGAGUAUGAUUACGUCAUCAGCGCGGAACUGAUGAUGGAGGGAAGUCUGGUGGACGUGGAGGGCGUCUCAGCAGGUCGAUUCCUGCCAUCGGCCAGGGUACAACAACUGUCGGACCAAGUGACACCUAGAGAAGAAGGGAUGGGGGAUGGACAGCAGACAAAGGAUCAAACAGAAUGGGAAGUGGGAACUCGAUUGGUUCGAAUAGAAGUGCCGCAACAGAUGGCUCCGGAAAACCGAUCCCAAGGGGCACAUGUCGAGCAACGUUUACGCGAGCCGGAAUGCAGCCGCCGAGGGGAGGCGAGAAGGGAUCGAGGGGGAAGGGGCCUAAGGGAAGGGGGGAAGGCAAGGAUUGAGAAGUUGGAAAGCGAACAACUACAGAUGUUGGAUGCGGGCAGACAAGACAGACGACAGCAAGAGAAACAGGGGGGGGAGGGAGGGGACGAACGGAUGGAGGAGGGAGAGGGCUCCCGAGAGGAGGUGGUAGAGGAAAGAAGGGGAGCGAUGAAGGAGGACCUGGCGAGAGAACGACAACAAGGAAGGCAGCCAGGAGGGGGAGGGGAGGUGCGAAUGGAGGAGGGGGAUGGCUCCCAUCAGAACGUAGUAGGGAAGGAGAGGAUAGCGUUGAGGGAGAAUCGGGAAAAGAGCAACAGGAACGGGACCUGGCGAGCGAACGACAGCAAGGAAUGCAGCCACGAGGGGGAGGGGAUGUGCGAAUGGAGGAGGGUGAUGACUCCCAUCAGAAUAUUGGUGAGAGUGACAACCAAGCCGGUGGCGCUCUCAAACCACAAACUGUUGAUGGUACAAGUGUUGGCCCYGGCUCGGGUGGAAACAAAGGCCCCGCCCCCAACGGUUCCUCAUUGGAUGUUUCGGGAUUCGCUGCACCUUCAGUUGAUAAGGCAGCAUUGGGAAUAUUGGGAGAAACUGGGAGUUCCGGGCACAUCGGUAGCCGAACACUUCCAGACGGGAUUGCAGGAACUGGCCAGCCUGUUGUUGGCAAGAGCGAGAGCCACAAGGCAAGCACAUCUGAGGACAGGACAGGAGUAUGGUGAGCGACUGGAGGAACUGGGGUCGGACCCCCCGGAGGGAGAAGAGGAGGAGUGGUGGACACAAUGGGCGACACUCAAAGCGCAGUGGGAGGAAUGGCAGAAGGAAGACGCCCAGAAAUGGGGGUUGGCGUCUAAAACGAAGUGGGUAAGACUGCGAGAGAGGAUGUCGGCUGCCUUUUUUGGGCAGCUGCAGUUUAGUGGGGGAGCCAGGGUGAUCACGGCACUGCGGCACCCAUUUCAGCCGGACGAGCCAGUGGCGGAGACUACACCAGGGAUACUGCGGUAUGCGGAGGCAUUCUAUUCUAAUCUGUAUAGGGAGUCGGAGAGUUGGGGAGAGGAGGAGAUGAGGGAGACAGCGAGAACCAGGGUCUGGGAGAAGGCAAAGACCAAACUACGGGAAGAGCAGAGGCAGGAAUUGGAGGAAGCGAUUACGACCCGAGAGAUAUCGAAAGCACUUGCAGACAUGCCAAAACGGAAGGCAGCAGGACCGGACGGGCUGCCAAUGGACCAGCUUCAGGCAGCGAAAGAAGUGCUUAUGCCGCUGCUUCACGAACUGUGUAAUGCAUUUUUUGUCGAAGGACAAAGGUUUCCAGAAGGCUUUGGGGAAGCAAYGAUUAUCUUGCUGCACAAGAAGGGGGACAUCACAUACAUCAGGAACUGGAGACCGGUUUCUUUGUUGUMGGCUCYGUACAAAUUGUACGCAAAGAUCCUGGCAAACAGAAUGACGAAGUUCCKCCCAUCACUUAUUCAUCCAAMCCAGACRGGGUUUGUACCAGGCAGACARAUCCUUACUAACGCCAUCAUGACCAGGGAGGUCCUUCACAGAGCUACAGACACAGUACCACCGGUGGCUGUUCUGGUCCUGGACUUYGAAAAGGCGUAUGACAGGGUUAGAUGGCGAUUUUUGAUACAARGGAUGAAAGUGAGAGGGGUUGGGGACAKGUUUGGAAGAACAGUGGGAUGUUUGUUGGCAACCGCUACGGCGAGAGUSCAGAUCAACGGUUUUUGCUCAAGUCUGAUGAGGGUUACAAGAUCUGUCCGGCAGGGAAGUCCGUUAUCACYGGCGCUGUACGUUUUAUAUGUUGAGCAUCUYMAUGWUAUGGUCCGGGCAGRUCAAGGGAUUCGGGGAGUGCAGCUGCCGCAGGGCCAGGACCUUAAAUCAAAUAGUUUCGCAGAUGACACGGYGGCRUUCGUGGAAUGCUCUCAAGGCUGUGUACAGGCGCUGCGAGGACAGGUGCAAACCUUCCAGCAUUUUGCAGGGGCGAAGGUGAAUUGGGCAAAAUUGCUGGUAUUGUUACCUGAGGGUGCAGACGCGGACUGCUUCCCAGAAAUGCGCAUUCUGCCRCAAGAACAGAAUACACGGUACCUCGGUAUUAUGGUACCGGCGGCACUGUCGACGGGGCAGCAGAUGGAGGAGCUGUUGUCGGUGGCCUUGACUAAGAUGCAUAGAUGGACUGGUCGGGCGGUGAUUGGGGUGGUGGGGAGAGUGCUGAUAGCGAAUAACGAGGUGUCAUCCACCUUAUGGUAUGUGGCACCGCUGUCCGACCCAGGAAAGAGAGCAUGGCAAGGGUACAAGACGGCUCUCCGGAGAUAUCUGUGGAAAAAUGACCCCUAUGCGUCACACCUGAUAUAUAGGGUGAGAUGGGAGAAAUUGAUUCAGCCAAGAAGAAUGGGGGGACUGGGUUUGUUGGAUCGGCACAAGCAAGCGACCGCGCUGCAAAUGAGAACGGUGUUAUGGCUCUUGCUGGAAAGGGAUGAGGCCCCCUGGAAGAUCCUUACAUUGCACAGUAUGGCACAGGCUCUGAGGAUGGACCCGGCGGACGUGGAAACGGCAUUGCUGCAUCACCAGCUGCAAAAAUGGCUUACCCGCGAUGAGCUCUGGUCACCGACACUGGAAAAAUGGAGGAGAGCUGCCUUAAGGCAGAUGGCACCCCAAUCGACGAACCAGAUACUUGUGGUUGAAGUGUGGGGUGUACAGAGUAGGAGAUUUUGGGAUCGGGAAAAAAGAGACUGGAAAGAGGAGGAAGAGAUGGAACAGCGUCUCAGACAUCAACCAGACAAGAAGAUUCGACUGGCCAGACUGAGACAGGCAAUCCCAAAGGAAUGGGUGGGGAGAAUGAAGAGGGAUGAGAGGGUCCGGGGGGAGUGGGUGGCGCUGAGAACGGAAGAGCCUCCGAACACCCUAUUCAGACCGAUUAACCAAGAAAGGGAGGACUGGUUCGGGGGUGAGGGGUGGGAAGUGAGACACACGGAAGGUGGCCUGGGGGAACGGAUGCAAAGGAAGCCAGAAAGAGAUGGGCUGUUACACAGAAGCAACAUGAGGGCGGUGGUAGUGUUGAGAGACAGAGUUGUCUCAGAUGGGGGGGGAUUCAGACCCUUCAAAAUGGAACAACAACCGUUGCAGCUAACAUGGGAUCCGUCCAUGUGGGAAUGGGCAGCCACGAACUCGCAACGGCAAGGGACAUCGUUGCACAAAAGCUCCACCAAAGUUAUCUACAGAACCCUGAAUGUGCCAACAGAUAUGGUGGAGGGGAUGGCUACAGUAGAGCGAGUUGGCAUGCUGGACACAGACAUUCUGGGAGGAGACAUGUUCGCUGUUCAACAUGCUACCGGAUCAGAAACAGGCAGGAGGGUUCUGGAUGAAUCUGCAACUGGCCAUUCCCACGUUCCAGUGGAUGGCACAGCACAGUGCAUAUGAGGACACAGGAUGCAAGGCAUGUGGCGAAGAGACGGAGAACAUACCACAUCUGUGACUGGAUUGCGCAUACCAGACU